UCAGUGACCAAAGGCCAAAAAUUAAAAGAAUUUAAAGGAAAUUAUGUACAAUAUUAAAGUAAAUAAAAUCACAAAAAAGAAAAAAUAGUUGAAAAAAUAAGGGUAAAAAGAAAAAAAAUUCAUUUCUAAAUGAAAUGUUAUAAAUUUGAAUGGAAAAAUCAACAAAAAGGACGACAACAAUCUAAAACUUCUUUUAAAAAAUUCUUCACAUAACAGUAAAUGUAAAAGAAAACGAGAAAAAAAAAAUCAUAGAAUUCAAUUUUAUUACUGAUUAUUUUUUUAUUUUUAAUUCAAUUAUUUUUAUAUUUUUUUUUUUGAAUUGAAAAAAAUCAAAAAUUAAAUAACAAAAUAGGAAAUUCUAAUUUUUAAAUGUUAUUUUUUAAUAAUAUGGGUAGAAAUAUUAGUUUUGGUGGUGGUGGUGGUCGUAAUAAUUUUAAAUGCAAUUUUGGUACAAAAAUUGUCCAAUUUUGUUUUGGUAUUUAUGCAAUUUUUAUUUCAAUAUGCGUUUCAGCUCAAGGACAUAACCAAGGUAUUGAAUUUGAACCGGAUUUUCUGUCAACAUUAGAUAAUCUGACUGUAACACAGGGUCGGGAUAUUUCAUUUACUUGUGUUGUUAACAAUUUAGGACAAUAUCGUGUUGCAUGGAUUAAAUCGGAUUCAAAAGCAAUUUUAGGUAUUCAUACACAUAUGGUAUCAUUAAAUCCACGAUUAUCAGUUACACAUAAUGGUCAUAAUACAUGGAAACUUCAUAUAUCACAUGUACAAUUAAAUGAUUCUGGCAGUUAUAUGUGUCAAGUUAAUACAGAUCCAAUGAAAAGUCAGUCUGGAUAUCUAAAUGUUGUUGUCCCACCUGAUAUAUUAAGUUCACCAGAUUCAAAUGGUGCUGGUGCUGGUGCACAUGAAGAAGGAAUAACAAAUGAAGGUGGAAUAAUAUUAUUAAUUUGUAGUGCUACUGGUGUACCAGAACCGACAGUAAUGUGGCGACGUGAAGGUGGUAAAGAUAUUGUUUUAAGACAUGAAACAAGAGAAAAACAAGCUGUGAAAACUGUUGAAGGAGAACGUUUAUAUUUAACAAAUGUUCAACGUACCGAUAUGGGAGGAUAUUUAUGUAUAGCUAGUAAUGGAGUACCACCAUCUGUCAGUAAACGUUUUGAUGUACAUAUUAAUUUUCCGCCAUCUGUUAAAGCUAUUAAUGAAUUGUUAGCUGCACCUGUUGAAAGAUCAGUUACAUUAGAAUGUAUUGUUGAAGUGUAUCCAAAACCAUUAAAUGGAUGGUAUAAAAAUGAAGGAAAUAUUAAAUUACAUGAUGGGCCAAAAUAUAACAUAUCAGAAGCUAUGCUAAAUAUGUAUACGUGGCAAUUAAAUUUGACAAUUAGAAAUUUACAAAAAAAUGAUUUUGGUGCGUAUAGUUGUUCAAGUGUUAAUGCUUUAGGCAAAAGUGAAGCUUUAAUUCGAUUGCAAGAACUUCGAUUACCACCAAAACCAACAACAACACCAACACCCUAUAUAACAACACAAAAACCACGUCGUAAGACUGUAACAAAUCACAAUAAAAAUAUUAACGAAGUUGUAAGAGUUAAGGAGACCGCAAUUACAAAUCACAUAUUGGAGAAUGAUGUCUUAAAUAGCUAUCCGGAAGUACAUACACCACUUACACCAUCAAGAAAUGGUUAUGAAAAAGCAAGAAAUUCACAACAACCUCCUGCUGUUGUACCAUCACCUCUAUCACCAUGGGUUAUAAUGAAUGGUACCCAGAUGCAAAGUUGUGACAAUUUUACAACUAUUACGACAUUUUUAUUUUUACUACUUUACUGUUACAAAUAUAUAUUAAAUGAGAUGGUUCUGACGUAGGGAAUAAACAUCACAAACAAUACAACGCAAUAACAUACAAAUGCAUGAUGUCGUCACAAUAGAAGAAUUAAAUAGAACAAAUGGACGAAAUUAUUGUUUUUUUUUUUUGUUAUUAAUUUUAUUAUUAUUAAAGGUAAAUUGUUUUUUAUAUUGAAAAAAUUUAAUUUUAAGUAAAAAACUAUAUGGUAUAACAAUAUUCUAGAACAAAAUUUAUUUAAUAACAAA
Messenger RNA from Condylostylus longicornis, 2076 nucleotides. It is a transcript of the gene DIP-lambda, whose product is annotated as lachesin. The transcript has 10 exons. NCBI's taxonomy places the organism in Eukaryota, Metazoa, Arthropoda, Insecta, Diptera, Dolichopodidae. Bases 370 to 1851 code for a protein of 493 amino acids. Gene Ontology annotation, cellular component: neuron projection. The record is from RefSeq and is a predicted model, not a curated record.